UCCUUCCUUACAACUUUGUUUUAAAUCGUCACAAAGUGUUGCCAUUUGCGCACACGCUUUGCAAACAAAAAUCAAACACAACAUCCUUUCGUAGAAAUAUUCAAGAAUUUCCGAUUGUUGAGUAAAUAAACAAGGACUAAAUACACUUACGCUGUGGCUGUGGUUAGUCAGUUCACGGGCAAACAGUGACAAGUGAUGAGCUAACACAAAUGAGGGACAAAAAGGAUAAAAGCAUGUACACCUACCACAUAAAGGACAUGGUGUUCGUGAGCAAUUGUAAGAAGAACUUUCUGAAGAUAACAGUUUGUUGUGUAUUUGGAAUAGUAGGUUUAAUCGUCAUGAUACUCCCACACGUGUUAAUGUCAAGCCACGUCGUCCACCAUCGGCGCAGCACGAGGUACCCCACAGAUUUAAAAUAUAUACUCUUUUGGAGCCACAAAAAGCACAAAAAUUUGAUUCCCACACUGAGCAGACUGACAGAAUUUCAGCCUGGACAGAAAACCUUUAUUGACCAGAAAUGUCGACAUAUAAACUGCUAUAUUACUUAUAAUAAGAAAACAUUGACGAACGAUGAAGAUUUCGACGCUGUGGUAUUUGAUUUGAACACUGUUGCUAAAAUGGAUGUAAAUUUGCUCAACCUGACUCGGUCUCCAGAACAGUUGUACAUAUUCAGAUCAUCAGAAACGUCAGAUAAGUAUCCACUGUGUGAUCAUGAUUUGGAGCACUUUUUCAACUGGACGUGGACUUACAAAUUGUCGUCUGAUAUACCGCAGCCAUUUUUGACCAUCUACAAUACUAUGAACCAUUCAAUUGUAGGCCCAACUAUAAAUACGCCAUGGGUAACGAUAGUGAAGAAAACACGAAAAUAUGCGAAUAAAAUCAGACAGAAGAACAAAGCGGUGGCAUGGAUUCUGACUAAGUGCAGACUAAAAUCAAAACAUGAAGAUUAUAUAAGGGAGUUUAGAUAUGAAUUGUCUCGAUACAAUUAUACUUUGGACAUUUAUGGGCCAUGUAGUGCAAAUAAGUGUCCUGGUGGUAGUGCACUUAAAUGUUAUAAGAUGCUAGAGAAGGAUUACUUCUUCCAAAUAGUUGUAGAAGAAUAUUUGACAGAAGAUUACGUGACUGAAGUGAUGGUUAGUGCAAUGUCACACCUGGCGAUACCUAUUGUUCUUGGUCCAAAUGAUUAUUCCAAUUUCCUGCCUCCUGGCUCCUACAUAAACGCUCAAACGUUUAGCAUGCCAAAACUGGUAGCCCUUGUCGACUACUUAAUAAGAAACCCGGACAUGUAUGAAUAUUUCUUAGACUGGAAAAAGUAUUAUUACUACAAAGUGCGUCCCAGGUCAUACGUGUGUGAUCUUUGCCAAAAAUUGAACGAAUUUAAUGGGACUUCGGUUACUGUACGUCAUUUUCGACACUGGUGGGAUCCGGACUAUAAAGAUGAAUGCCAAAGAUUGAGACUGUUUAAGCUGUUCAAUACUGAAACUUAAGUUAACUAAAAUUGAACAGAA
Messenger RNA from Spodoptera frugiperda (fall armyworm), 1508 nucleotides. Its product is annotated as alpha-(1,3)-fucosyltransferase C. Lineage: Eukaryota; Metazoa; Arthropoda; Insecta; Lepidoptera; Noctuidae. The record is from RefSeq and is a predicted model, not a curated record. Gene Ontology annotation, cellular component: membrane. Bases 210 to 1487 code for a protein of 425 amino acids. Gene Ontology annotation, molecular function: alpha-(1->3)-fucosyltransferase activity. The transcript is spliced from 2 exons.